AUGUCAUUCUCAUACGACAUAGCACAGGCAAUGUUCAACCAGUCAAACUCGGGCGCACCCAAACCACCCACCCAAACCCGUGCCCAACGUCAACAACAACUUCAAUACCCAGCCCCAACAACUAUCUGCUGUAUCCACCUCCACGACAACGACAAGAUCCGGCUCAUCAAUGCUCCCCCCUCCCUCAUCCCUUUACUCCGUCAGACGAUUGUUGACACCUGGAAGCAACCUAUCCAACAGGAAAUUAGCAAGAUUUACUGUGGGACUUAUGAGUUCAGGGUUAGAGGCAAACCGUGGGCCCCGAGCCCAAAGACUGGUCCGUUACUUACAUCGACGAAUUUAGUUCUGGCGUUGAAGAGGACUAUGGAGAAGGUUGGGUGGUCGUUGGUCCUGGCUUCGAAUGUGAGCCGGAUUAGGGAGGAGAACGACUCGUUAUUCUUUGAGUGGACGGGUGGUUUCCAGGCCCGCCCAUGGUUGUCGUCCCAGCACCACCAGCAGUAUCAGUACCGCCAGCAGCAUCAAUAUCAGCAGCAGCAACAAGUGCAGGGGAUGGAUGGAAAUCCCGGUCCAUGGUUGUCGUCCCAGUACCACCACCAGCAGGUGGCGGCGCAAGAGAAAGAUGCAGACCAGAUGACUCUUGUUGGUGAUGUGUCUGGAUACAAGAACGCGGAGGAUAUGAUGUUCCAAGUCUCGGUAGCGGCGACAGCGGGGGGUGUGGAGUCGUUUACGGUCGAGCUCUCCGGGUACGAUACUAUCCGGGUGCCGACCGAGGUUCCUGUUGUUAUCCUCACAGCACUUCGUCUCGCCAUCCUCAGGCAUUGGACGCAAGGAAUCGAGAAGGAAAGCGACAACAAGGGUAUGCACGAGUACACAUUGACAUCAUGCCCGUUCCAGACAUGGGGAGCCGAGAAUACCAUCGAGGUUUCGAUGGUGAUCAUCCAAGCAUUGGAGAACAUGCGGUUGCACGGGUACAAGCUGUGCAGGGAGGCGAUGGAUCGGGAUGCUGUUGGAGGGAAGACCCAGACGCAGGAUAAGAAGGACAAGAAGAAGGAGAAGAAAGAACAGGUACUUGUUGACUCCUGGGUGCUUCGACGGAUCCAAUAG
Messenger RNA from Linnemannia hyalina, 1104 nucleotides. The record is from the annotation of a GenBank genome assembly. NCBI's taxonomy places the organism in Eukaryota, Fungi, Mortierellomycota, Mortierellomycetes, Mortierellales, Mortierellaceae.